CCUGAUGCCCUCAUUUGACAGAUGUGGAGAUCGGCACUUGGAGAAGGCAGGUGGCUGUCUAAAGAUCCCUUGAGCAGCUGGUGGGUGAGCUGAGGCCAGAAUCCACGUCUUCAGGCACACCUCCCAUCUCAUAACUGCUGCCAGUCUGCGAGGGCAUCCUGCGGGCAUCUCGCUCACUGGCCAUGAACUAUGUGGGGCAGCUGGCAGAGACGGUGUUUGGGACAGUCAAGGAGCUGUACCAGGGCCUGAACCCAGCCACGCUGAGUGGUGGCAUUGAUGUGCUGGUGGUGAAGCAGGUGGAUGGCUCCUUCCGAUGCUCGCCCUUCCACGUGCGCUUUGGCAAGCUGGGUGUCCUGAGGUCGCGGGAGAAGGUGGUAGACAUCGAGAUCAACGGGGAGCCGGUGGACUUGCACAUGAAGCUGGGAGACAGUGGGGAGGCCUUCUUUGUCCAGGAGCUGCAGGGUGAUGAGGAGCACAUGGCUACCCACCGGUGCACAUCACCCAUCCCUUGUGGGGGCCUAGCUGCGUUCCCGUCAGCCUCCCAGCUGGGAACCGCCAGUGAGUCUGAGGCCAUCAGUGAGGACGUGGCCUCCAUGGGACGGAAGAAGAGGCGUCGCAGGAGGAAACCCAGGAGAAAGGAGGGCACCGGGGCAGCCAAUUCUAGUUCUGAGGAGCUGGAGCCAGGCACCGACAGUGAGCCAUCCCUGCUGGAAAAGCCAAGACCCGAGCCCCCAGGAAGUGUCCAGUCAGAAGGGGAGGAGUCCUCACCACAACCCAAAGACAUCUACCCCUACUCCGAUGGCGAGUGGCACGCCCAGGACAGUAUCUCAUCAGGUGGGCUAACGUCACCUAAGAGCGACUCAGAGCUGGAGCUGCGGACCCCCGAGCCCAGUCCCCUGAGAGCUGAGUCCCACAUGCAGUGGGCCUGGGGGAGGCUGCCUAAGGUGGCCAGAGCAGAGCGGCCUGAGUCCUUGAUGGCCCCCAUGGGCAGCACCGGGGCCAUCCCUCCUCCUCAGGACGAGCCUAGCACCCCCUGCAUCUCUCUGGCUGGCACCGACCUCGUUCAACCUGACAUGGAGCCCCCCACUCUGGUGGGCCCCCCUCUUCCUGCCCCUAAGAGAGAAGAAACCAAGACUCAGAGCUCCAGGGAAACAGGCCUCCCUCCUGUGAUGAAAUCACUGAGCUGGGCUGCUCUCGAGGGCCCCGUUUCCUCUGGGCAGGCAGAAGGGGUCUCCAGGAAGAGAGGGUCCCUGAAGAGAAACCAGCACCUGGGCCCCAGCGAUAUCUACCUGGACGACUUGCCCUCUCUGGAUUCUGAGAAUGCAGCCCUUUACUUCCCCCAGAGUGACUGUGCAUUGGGGCCCAGGAGGUGGAGUGAACCCAGCAGCCAGAAGCCCCUGAGGGACUCCAACCCUGAACAGGAGCCAGAACCCAGUCUGGACACAGUGGACCCGAUAGUGCUGUCCCUCUGUGGUGGACUGGCUGACAGCCGGGACAUCUCACUGGAGAAAUUCAACCAGCACAUCAUCUCCUACCAUGACCUCGCCAAAAACCCCGGCCUCCUGGACGACCCGAACCUGGUGGUGAAAAUCAAUGGGAAGCAUUAUAACUGGGCUGUCGCUGCCCCCAUGAUCCUCUCCCUGCAAGCCUUCCAGAAAAACUUACCCAAGAGUGCUGUGGACAAGCUGGAGAAGGAGAAGAUGCCCCGGAAGGGUGGGCGGUGGUGGUUUUCCUGGCGACGCAGGGACUUCCCAGCUGAGGAGGGCAGUGCCCAGAGGGAGAAAACUGAAGCCAGGGAGCAGCAUGGGGAGAAGACCGACAUCCUUAGCAGCGAGGACGACUCCCCAGACAGCCCCGUGAUCCUUGAGGCCCCCUCCCUGCCCCCGUCGCCUCCAGCCUACACUCCCACCUACAGGAAGUCCCUCCGCCUCUCCUCCAGUCAGAUUCGGCACCUGAACUUGCAAGAAGGUGCCAAUGAUGUGGUCUUCAGUGUGACCACCCAGUACCAGGGCACCUGCAGGUGCAAGGCCACCAUCUACUUGUGGAAAUGGGACGACAAGGUGGUCAUCUCGGACAUUGAUGGCACCAUUACCAAGUCAGAUGCUCUGGGCCACAUUCUGCCACAGCUGGGCAAAGACUGGACACACCAGGGCAUCGCCAGUCUCUACCACAAAAUCCACCUAAAUGGGUACAAGUUCCUGUACUGCUCGGCACGGGCCAUUGGCAUGGCUGACCUCACUAAGGGGUACCUGCAGUGGGUGAGCGAGCGGGGCUGCGGCCUCCCCAAGGGCCCCAUCCUGCUGUCUCCCAGCAGCCUCUUCUCCGCCCUCCACAGGGAGGUGAUUGAGAAGAGGCCAGAGGUGUUCAAGAUUGCCUGCCUGAGUGACAUCCAGCAGCUGUUUCUGCCCCACAGACAGCCCUUCCAUGCUGCCUUUGGGAACAGGCGGAAUGAUGUCACUGCCUACCGGCAGGUGGGCCUACCUGAGUCUCGCAUCUUCACCGUCAAUCCCCGGGGAGAGCUCAUCCAGGAACUCAUGAAGAACCACAAAUCCACGUAUGAGCGGCUUGGCGAGGUGGUGGAGCUCCUCUUCCCACCUGUGGCCCGUGGCCCCAGCACAGACCUGCCCAACCCUGAAUACAGCAACUUCUGCUAUUGGCGGGAGCCGUUGAUCACUGUGGACCUUGAUGUCCUGGCCUGAACCUGCCCUGGCUGCCAUCACCUCCCUACCUGGCCCAGAACUGACUGGGCAUCCCAACGCCACAGGGCCAACCCACCGAAGGGGACAAGACCCACCCUCCUCCCUGGCCUGUCUCCUGUGCCAGCCAAGCUGCAGGGGGUAGGCAGCUGGUCCAGGCCUCAACAUGGCCUGGGCCUGUAGCAAUUAAAAUGACUGUUACCUGGC
This is a messenger RNA of Manis javanica (Malayan pangolin), 2903 nucleotides long. The record is from RefSeq and is a predicted model, not a curated record. Lineage: Eukaryota; Metazoa; Chordata; Mammalia; Pholidota; Manidae.